Molecule: messenger RNA, 1536 nt
Organism: Daldinia childiae
Lineage: Eukaryota; Fungi; Ascomycota; Sordariomycetes; Xylariales; Hypoxylaceae
Product: Ent-kaurene oxidase
Exons: 4
Coding region: 1-1536 (511 amino acids)
Molecular function (GO): iron ion binding; monooxygenase activity; oxidoreductase activity, acting on paired donors, with incorporation or reduction of molecular oxygen
Source: RefSeq, a predicted model, not a curated record
AUGUUGUCGGCUAGCUCCAUUGUCAUUGCUUUAGUGGGUGUGUUGUUCGCGGCCUGGGUGGGAGAGAGGAUAUCAUCGAGAAGACGAUUCAAGGGACUACCACGAGUUGGGAUUGAUCCGGGUUUAUUCGAUCUGCGGCUUCAAGCUGCUAAAGAUGAAUUCUAUGCCCGUGGACAGCAGUUACUAGAGGAGGGUUAUGAACAGCACAAAGACACUCCGUAUGUCAUCCAAACAUGCGACAACGAGCGUCUCGUAGUCCCGGAUAAGUUUAUCGAGGAGCUAAAGAACCUGCCGGACAACCGGAUUAGCUUUAAGGAAGAGCUCCUAGAUCGGUUUAUGGGGAAAUACACCAAGCUCGAUGCCGUCCGAGGAACGAAUAUCCAUCGCGAUAUCGUGAGGCAUCAAUUGACCAAAAACAUAGGGAACCUGUUGCCGCAGAUGAAAGAAGAAGCAGAUUUAGCUCUGGAAAAUAUUCUCAGCCAGUGUAACUCAAAAGGUUUCACUCCCAUCAAGGCUUCUUCUAUUAUUUUUGCUGCAAUUGGCCAAAUUACCUCCCGCAGGGUUAUCGAUGACCCCGCCAUAUCCAGAGACCCAGUAUGGCUUGAGACUAUCAUGGGCUUCACCGCGUCUGUGGCCAUCUUUUCCAUGACCAUGAGGCGUAUCUCACCCACUCUGCGUCCCAUUACACAGUACACUCUUCAAUGCGGCCGGAAACUUCGUGCCGAUAUUGCCCAGGUGACGAAACUCUUAGCCCCCGUCAUUCAAGGCCGUCAGCAGCAUAUCGGAGAGAAGAAGGGAGCCGAGUUCGAUGAUCAACCAAAAGAUUUCGUACGUUGGCUCUCCGAGGCCGCUGAGGGCGAAGACGCCCGACCCGACGCUAUCGCCUUGAAAAUUCUUUUCCUUAUUGUGUCUUCAAUGCACACAAGUGCCAUCACCGCAAUCCACAUCCUCUACGACAUUUGCGCUCAUCCGGAGUUCAUGGAGGAGCUACGUGCUGAGGCACUUGAGGAGAUUGAUGCGAAUGGCUGGACUGAAACUUCACUACUCAGACUGCGCAAGAUGGAGAGCUUUCUUAAAGAGAGCGGCCGCAUCAAUUCUGCUGGCAUUGUCUCAUUCCAGCGUCUCGUAUUGGCACCGAUCACCCUAUCGAAUGGAUUCACCAUCCCGGCAGGCACUCAUAUCUGCGCCGCUUCUGAUGCCCGAUCGCGCGACCCAGCACUAUACGAGUCACCUCUCGAGUUCCGACCGCUCAGGUUCUACGCGCCGUCUACUGAAACUGGCGCAGAUAUCGACACGGCGAACUUGUUCAGCUCUGUGGCAGCCGGUGACUCGUGGUUUGGAGCUGGGCGGCAGGCUUGUCCGGGGCGGUGGUAUGCGAGUGCACAGAUCAAACUUGUGCUAUGCUUACUAUUGAUCAACUAUGAGUUCAAAUUUCCGGAAGGGCAGAAGGAGAGACCGAAGAAUUGGGUCAAGGAUGAGAAGACAGGACCGGAUAUGGAGCAGAUGAUCUGGGUUAGACGUAGGACGACUGCUUGA